UUGAAAUAAAUGCAAAGCAAAGAGUGGAACACCCUCUCUAAAUAGCCUUGCCUUAAAAUCCAGGCUUUCUUUCUUCCAUUGCAGCUCCUCCAGCUCUCCUACACUCUUUCAAUGGAGGUUCAAACUCAGAGCUUCUCCACCGCCUUCGACCGUGUCCCAACCACCACCACUCCUCCAUUUUCCUACUCCUUAAACCGCAUGGGCCUCCCGUUUUCCUCACCCCGAAUGGAAACGCUCCAUUCCACGACCCCCGCCGGUUCCAUUUCCGGCAAUGAUUCCACCUCCCUUCGAAUUGCAUUUCCCUCCACAUCAAACGCCGGUGACUCCUUUCCUCCCUUCGCCGUACUGACGGAGCCGACGGCUGCCUUGAAACUGCAGAAGGUUUACAGGAGCUAUCGUACUCGCCGGAGAUUGGCUGAUUCCGCCGUUGUGGCAGAAGAACUCUGGUGGAGAGCCUUAGACUAUGCGAGACUGAAUCACAGUACAAUUUCUUUCUUCAAUUUCUCUAAACCUGAAACUGCAGCUUCCCGAUGGACCCGAAUCAUGUUAAAUGCUUCCAAGGUGGGUAAGGGACUGUCCAAAGAUGGAAAAGCACAAAAGUUAGCCUUUCAGCAUUGGAUCGAAGCCAUUGAUCCACGCCAUCGCUAUGGCCAUAACUUGCAUCUCUACUACGAACAAUGGUGUCAAGGCGAUGCUGGUCAGCCCUUUUUCUAUUGGCUGGAUGUAGGAGAUGGAAAGGAUUUAGAACUAAACGAGUGCCCGAGAUCGAAACUCAGGCAGCAAUGUAUUGUGUAUCUUGGACCGCAAGAGAGGGAACAUUAUGAAUACAUAAUACUGCAAGGCAAGAUUAUCCACAAACAAUCUGGGAAACUCUUGGACACAAACAAAGAAUCAUCACCUGGAGCGAAGUGGAUAUUUGUCAUGUGCACUGCCAAGAAACUUUAUGCUGGUGAAAAGAAAAAGGGAAUGUUCCAUCACUCUAGCUUCUUGGCUGGGGGUGCUACAUUAGCUGCUGGAAGGCUGGAAACUGAGGACGGAGUUCUUAAGACUAUAUCAGCUUACAGUGGACAUUAUCGGCCAACUAACGCUAGUCUUGUCAGCUUUUUAUCCUUUCUUCAUGAGAAUGGAGUAAAUCUCGAUGAAGUUAAGGUCUACAAGGCCAGCGAUGAUCCUGAAAGCUAUGGCCAUGAAGGUGGAAGCGAUGAGAAUUACAUAUCAUCAAGCCGAUUAGCUGAAGUUUCCAAAGCUGAAACCAAAACAGAAUACCAAAGGACGUUAUCCGGGGGUCUGCCGAGCCCGAGAGCCGAGCUCCGGACGAGUGCCAUAUUGGAGAGGAUAAACUCCAAGAAAACAGCAAGAUCAUAUCAAUUGGGGCAUCAGCUGUCACUGAAGUGGACAACGGGAGCUGGUCCGAGAAUCGGCUGUGUAGCUGACUAUCCUGUGGAACUUAGAGUACAAGCCUUGGAGUUUGUUAAUCUAUCUCCAACUGUUGGCUCUGCACAAGGUUCAAACUUUGAAUCACCUGCUGUAAAUUUCUGUUCUGAACUCUGCAAUGGAUGUCAGGAUAAUUCCUCUGGAAACUAAACUGAUAUUCCCCAGUUUUCCAUGCUUUAAUGUUUGAUAUUGAAUCCUAUGGACAUUGUAAUGCCUCUCCAACACUUAUGCUGUCGAGAUUUACAUCUAUAGUUUGGUUGAA
Messenger RNA from Cucurbita maxima (winter squash), 1696 nucleotides. RefSeq names its product IQ domain-containing protein IQM3-like. NCBI's taxonomy places the organism in Eukaryota, Viridiplantae, Streptophyta, Magnoliopsida, Cucurbitales, Cucurbitaceae. Bases 112 to 1584 code for a protein of 490 amino acids. The transcript has 9 exons. Gene Ontology annotation, molecular function: protein binding. The record is from RefSeq and is a predicted model, not a curated record.